Molecule: messenger RNA, 1048 nt
Organism: Medicago truncatula (barrel medic)
Lineage: Eukaryota; Viridiplantae; Streptophyta; Magnoliopsida; Fabales; Fabaceae
Product: universal stress protein PHOS32
Exons: 3
Coding region: 183-893 (236 amino acids)
Source: RefSeq, a predicted model, not a curated record
ACUUCACAAAUGAUUAUAGUAAAGUAAAAGAGAAAACAUAAAAGUAGAAAUAAACUAUGUCCCAUGCCACCAACAUUUUGCACAUUUUUCUCAGCAAUAACAAGUGUUAUUGAUUCUGUUCUUUGUUAUUCUCUUUAUAAUAAUUUGUAUGUUCUCUAACUACAUUAGUUACAUUCCAAAACAUGGGCAAGAGAGGAGCAAGGUUACCAGGUUUUUGCUUGAAUCGAAUUAGGCCUCAUGCGAGGGUGCGUUCGCCAACUAUACAAGCCAAGCAUGAUAAAAGUGAUGAUGCUAAAAUUGAUCAGAAAAUUACUGAGAAUUCAUGCAGUGUUUGCGAGGAGAAAUUUGACGAUGGUGUGAAACAAGGAUCCGUAGUUAGUCGGAAGAUUAUGAUUGUGAUUGAUUCUAGUUUUGAAGCCAAAGGUGCUUUGCAAUGGGCACUUACUCACACUGUUCAGAAUCAGGAUACUAUAGUUCUUCUUCAUGUCAUGAAGCCUUCUAAUUCUAAACAAGCAACUGAUGAUGAAGCUUCUAGUAAGGAGACAGAUCCAAGGGCUUAUGAACUUGCUUCAUCUUUCAAGAAUAUUUGUAAUGUCAAGAUGCCUGAGGUACAAAUUGAGAUUGCAGUAACAGAAGGGAAAGAAAAGGGACCAAAAAUAGUGGAGGAAGCAAAAAGACAAGGCGUGGCACUUUUAGUUUUGGGGCAGAAAAAGAGGUCCACAACAUGGCGUCUUCUAAUGAUGUGGGCUGGCAAUAGAGUCACUGGUGGAGUGGUAGAGUAUUGUAUCCAAAAUGCACAUUGUAUGGCAAUUGCUGUGAGAAGAAAGAGUAAGAAAAUUGGAGGGUAUAUGAUUACUACUAAGCGUCAUAAAGAUUUUUGGCUCUUAGCUUGAUCAAUAUAGUUAUGAUUCUUUGGAUGUUGGUGUCACCUUCAAGAUUUCUAUAAGUGAUUAACUAUAUAUGAUGUUGUUGUGUUUGUAAAAUCACAAUGUUUGUACAUAAUAAAGUUUUAUAAGAAAUGUAAAAGGAAUGAAAUUAUGAGUGGUUA